Molecule: messenger RNA, 1662 nt
Organism: Anopheles cruzii
Lineage: Eukaryota; Metazoa; Arthropoda; Insecta; Diptera; Culicidae
Gene: shd
Product: ecdysone 20-monooxygenase
Exons: 7
Coding region: 7-1662 (551 amino acids)
Molecular function (GO): oxidoreductase activity, acting on paired donors, with incorporation or reduction of molecular oxygen; iron ion binding; heme binding
Source: RefSeq, a predicted model, not a curated record
CGCACAAUGUCGGUCACGAUAGUGCUUUUCUACACGUUCGUCACGCUGUUCAUGUUUCUGUCGUACAACCCGAAGCCGAAGAAGAUCAUCGAGUCGAUCCGUAGCUUCCUGUUGCAUCUGCUGAAUGGCGUUCCAACGGAUUGCAGUACUGGAACCUCGCCCGGUUCCGCCACCGUUUCCUCCUCCUCCUCCUCGUCUUCGUUGUAUGAGGACCAAGAUCAGCCGGUGCCACAGGUGAAGUCCAUCUGGAAUAUACCGGGCCCCCGGCGGCUGCCCUUGAUCGGUACCAAGUGGCUGUACCUUACCGGCCGCCAGCGCUACUCGAAGGUCCACGAAGCGUUCCUGGACUUGCACCGGCGCUACGGCAAGAUCGUGCUCGACGUCGACACGGUCCCGAUCGUGAAUCUGUUCGAUCGUGCCGACAUGGAGCGGGUGCUAAAGUACCCAAGCCGCUUCCCGUUCCGGCCGCCGACGGAAAUCAUCGAAACGUACCGACGUAGUCGCCCGGAUCGCUUCGGGAUGACCAAUCUGAUAAAUGCCCAGGGCGAGAAAUGGCACGAGCUGCGGAUGAAGCUAACCUCCGGCAUCACGUCCCGGCGCAUUCUGCAGUCGUUCAUUCCGUCGGUGAACGACAUCUGCGAUGAUUUCGUGGACUUGGUGCGCCGCCAGCGGGCCGAAGACGGCACGAUACGCAAUUUCCAGGACAUCGCCAACUCGGUCGGCUUGGAAAUUAUCUGUUGUCUGGUGCUGGGGCGCCGUAUGGGCUACCUCACGACGGACCGGCGGAACGAGAAGUUUAUCCGGCUCGCCGAAGCCGUCAAGGAGUCGUUCGUCUACAUCAGCCAAAGCUACUACGGGUUCAAGCUGUGGAAGUACAUGCCGACGCGUCUCUACCGCAACUUUGUCCGCUGCGAGGAGAUCAUCUACGACACGAUUGCGGAGAUCGUGUACGAAGCGCUCGAGGAGGAGCAGCUCAACUGUCCGGACAACGACGUGAAGCACAUCUUCAUCAACAUCCUGCAGAGCGAGGGUCUCGAGACGAAGGAGAAGAUAUCCGGCAUCAUCGACCUCAUUACCAGUGCCAUAGAAACGCUUUCGAACACGCUAUCAUUCCUGCUCCACAACCUGAGCCAAUCGGCGGACCAUCAGCGGGCGAUCGCGCACGAGUUUGCGCACUGCGCGAAGAGUAUCACCAACGACGACCUCGUGACGGCCAGCUUCACCAAAGCGUGCAUCCAAGAGUCGUACCGCAUUUCGCCCACGACGCCCUGUCUGGCGCGCAUCCUCGAAGAAGACUACCACCUGUCCGGAUACAGUCUACCGGCCGGUACACUCGUCCUGUGCCAUACCAGAGUUGCCUGCCAGAGCGAGGAGAACUUCCAGCAGGCGGACCAGUUCCUGCCGGAACGGUGGCUCGAUCAGCGGGACGAAAACCACAACGUUUACAAGCGCCAGGAAGCGGGCGCCGGCAUCGUGCUGCCGUUCGGAACCGGCCGGCGCAUGUGUCCCGGGCAGAAGAUUGUCGACAUCGAGCUGACGCUGCUGGUGGCAAAGAUUUUCCAAAACUUUGAGAUCGAGUACCGCAGUCCGCUCGAUACGCAGUUUCAGUUCCUGCUGGCCCCGCGAACACCGAUCGAGGUUAGGUUCCGCGAUCGUACCUAG